Molecule: messenger RNA, 3489 nt
Organism: Seminavis robusta
Lineage: Eukaryota; Bacillariophyta; Bacillariophyceae; Naviculales; Naviculaceae
Source: the annotation of a GenBank genome assembly
AUGGGCACUACGGACGAUGGAACACGCUUCAAAAUUGAAGACUCUGGUGAUGAUAAUAACAAUGGCGCCAAAUCCACUGGCAUUGUUCGGGGGGAGCAAAAGGUUAUCAUGUGGACCAAGGCAUUCUUGUUAGGGGCAUUUGUGAUUGCCAUUGUGGUUUUAUCUGUGGCUACCUACAAGUAUGUAAAAGACCAGGAACAGAAGACGUUUGAGAACGAGUUCCGCAAUCUGGCUCGAAAGGCGAUUGCAGUUUCGGGAAGAAACGUCAAGAGCCAAUUUGCGGCGCUGGAGCUCUUUAGCAUCUCGAUCAGCUCUAUGGUGACAGCUUCCAACAUGUCCUGGCCGAAAGUGGUAGUUCCUGAUUUCUGUGCUCAGGCACAGAGACUGGUAGAGAUGACUGGGGCCAUGAGGAUAACCAUGGCCAACAUUGUGGAGGAAGAAGACCGUCCGUCCUUUGAGGAGUACAUGGCGCAAAAGAUGCCUCAGAUCAUUCAGGGUCAGAUCGAUUAUCAGCAGCUGAAUGCAUCAGUGACUGAGCUUAAAGGCGUACCCAGUGUUAUACAUGCUUUCAACUUGACCACGAGAACCAAAAUACCCGAAACACGACCGGGUCCCUACCUUGUAAACUGGCAUCGGUACCCCUUCUCUUUGGCUCAACCAAUCUUCCAGGGAAACAACUUGCUGGCAGUCAAAUCCAACAAAGAGGGAUUCAUCUCUUCCAAUGCCACCGGAACUGCCACUCUGUCAUUUAAUCGCCUCGAUACUGGUAUGGCAGGUCAAAUCUUUCAACCAAUCUUUGAAAACGUCGAAGGGGGCAAGAUUGUGGGGGUUGUCUGGUUGUAUACACUCUGGGAAAACUUCUUUCGCAAGGUUCUUCCCCCUAAUGUUGUUGGGAUGAUUGCAGUCGUCCGAACUUCGUGUGGGUUUGUCGCCUCUUUUGAAAUCAAUGGACCUGAAGCAACAAACAUUGGCUUCAUGGAUGCACAUAAUCCAAACUUCGACAAUUUGGUAGUGGAGGGAGAGCUUUUCAGCUUCAGAGUAGACGACUCAAUCGUCGUUCCUGACGAUUUAUGCGUCGACACUUUGACUAUUCAAGUCUACCCGUCAGAUACCACGAAGAACGCGUAUAUGACAAACGAACCUGCUCUGUUUACAGGCAUUGUCAUUAUCAUAUUUACUGUGACGGCGGCUCUGUUCGUCUUCUAUGACUUUGCCGUGAAUAGAAGGCAGAUCAAAGUGAUGCUCAGGCUCACUCAACAAGACAAAAUCGUAGCUGACCUCUUCCCGCAACAAAUCAUGACUCGACUCUACAACAAUGACGAUUCCGUGGGCGAAUCUGGAAUACUGAGUGCAGGUGAUGAGCCACAACUUCAGAAAGAGAAGCCACCAAUUGCGGAUCUAUACCUGAACAGCACUGUGAUGGCAGCAGACCUUGUUGGCUUUGCAUCCUGGUCAAGUCAGCGCCAGCCCCAAGAAAUCUUCAGGCUGUUGGAAGUCUUGCAUGGAGAGUUCGACAAACUUGCUCGAGAGUACAACGUUUUCAAAGUGGAAGCAGUUGCGGAUUCCUAUCUGGCUGUUACAGGAGUCCCCGACGCGGACCCAAAGCACGCUCUCCAUAUGGCGAGAUACUGCCGUGCUCUUGUUGAAAGAGCUUCUCGGCUAACCAAGAAACUCGAGAUCAAGCUUGGUCCUGACACGGGGGAUCUUCAAAUCCGCAUUGGUCUCAAUUCCGGGAUGGUUACGGCCGGAGUUCUACGUGGGGACAGGGCUAGAUUCCAGUUGUUUGGUGCAACCGUUACCCUUGCUGAAAUGAUGAAGAAGCAAGGAAGAGGGGCCCGUAUUCUCAUGUCUGAGGCCACCGCGAAGCUCAUCGAAAAGGCUGGAAAGAGCGAAUGGGUUGUCCCUCGCACUCAGGACAUCACUGUCGACGAGGUGCACGGAAGGGUCACGACGUUUUGGCUUCAAAACCGUGGAGAUACAAAACUGUACAAGUACAAGGCCGUCUCUGCAAGCAAUCAGAAACCAAUGGGACACAUUCAAGAAGGUGUGGUGGGCACUGGAGAGGAUUUUUCGAGUCAUAGCCUGCUGGACAAUGAUCAGGCUGGCCUCGAGGGUGUCAGCGAAAUGAGUAAGAUGCAGCGCCUCGUGGAAUGGAGUGUCGAAGUCUUGGUUGAGCUCCUAGAACAAGUAGUGACUGCUCGAGCUUUGAACCCGGGGUCAGUUGAAUCGUAUGCACCCGUGUCGGCUCUAGAGUCAUCCUUUGGUUUGCAAACCAAAACUGUGCUCGAAGAGUUCCAAGAGAUUAUUACACUCCCUAAAGCAACUGCAUCAGAUCUGCAAGUGCGCCAGAACAAAAAGCGGGUUGAAUUGCCGACAAUGGUGAAGGGGCAACUUCGGGGCUUCUUGACAAGAGUCGCGGGCAUGUACCGUGCAAACAGCUUCCACGGUUGGGAACACGCAGUGCAUGUUACGUCUUCUGUGGUCAAGAUGAUGAGGCGUAUCGUGGACACGGACAAAAGCAACAAGAAAACAGUUGGCCAGUUCCAGCCACUGGAAAACGACGAUGCGUUCAAUGACCAGUUGACCAUCAAAGAUUUGGCCGGGCACUCUUAUGGCAUCACUUCUGAUCCUCUCACUCAGUUUGCAGUGGUGCUGUCAUCAAUUAUUCAUGACGUUGACCACCCCGGUGUAACCAACGCCCAGCUGGUGUCAGAAGGAAAUUUUCUUGCCUCAAAGUACAAAAACAAAAGUGUGGCUGAGCAGAACUCGGUAGACCUUGUUUGGGAUCUACUGAUGGAGCCUGAAUACACAGACCUUCGUCGGUGCAUCUACACCAACGAAGAUGAGCUUAGAAGGUUUCGUCAACUAGUCGUCAACAUUGUGAUGGCAACAGACAUCACGGACAAACAGUUGGGUGAUCUUAGGAAGAAGCGAUGGAACCUUGCCUUCUCCAAAGAAGCAAGCAAUUUGAUCUCGCCAGAAGGUGACAUGGAUAGGAAAGCGACUAUUGUUUUGGAGCAUCUUAUUCAGGCUAGCGAUGUUUCCCACACGAUGCAACAUUGGGAUAUCUACCUGCUGUGGAACGAGCGGUUCUUCCACGAGUGCUAUAGUGCUUACACGGCUGGAAGGGCUGCGUCGGAUCCCUCGUUGGACUGGUACAAGGGGGAGAUUGGAUUCUUUGACUUUUAUGUCAUACCCCUUGCAAAGAAACUCGAGAGCUGUGGUGUCUUUGGGGUUUCGAGCCAUGAAUACCUUGGAUACGCAGAGGCGAACCGAGCCUUGUGGAUCCAAAAAGGAGAGGAGAUUGUGGAGGGGUACAUGAAAAGGCAUGAAGAGCAGCAAGCGGAAGUGAACACAAGCGACGUCACGCCGCCAACCAUCGAACCAGAAUGUGCUCCUGACCUGGAGGGUACCUCCGGCAAACAAGAUGAGGUCGAUCUUGAGAUGGGAGACGGGAGCGCAGAUUUCGAUGACGAGUUCAGCCUUUAA